Molecule: messenger RNA, 1567 nt
Organism: Pseudomyrmex gracilis
Lineage: Eukaryota; Metazoa; Arthropoda; Insecta; Hymenoptera; Formicidae
Exons: 5
Coding region: 923-1510 (195 amino acids)
Molecular function (GO): DNA binding
Source: RefSeq, a predicted model, not a curated record
UAUGUUUGUUCUUUAACUGCAUAGUGUUUUCUUAAUGAUAAGUCUUACUUUUUCAGAACAGUUAUUAGUAAUACUUUUGAGUUGUUUAUUUCUUUUUGUAUUGGAUCUAGUUUCAGUUCAGUGAAAAAGAUACAGCAGAUGAAUAUGAUUAUGAGAAGUUUGAUAAAUUGUCCAAAGGAAGUUUGAUAAACAAGAUAAAAAGUUUGGAAGAAGAAAUAAACCGGUUGAAAAAAGACAAUGCNCGGUUGAGAACACUUCGGUGUAUAAAUGAAGAUUUAGAAAAGCUGAAAGUGUUGUCCAACUGCAUUCUCAAUGAUUUCAAAAACUUGCAGAAAGACAUUUCCAGUUCUUCUAGCCGUCACCGUGUACACAAUGAUAAAAGCUUCAGUAAAAUCCAAAAACACAGCAUUUCAUCUGAUGUUCAACAAGAAGAUAACAGUACCGAAAGCAGAAACUGAAAAUGACACAGUGAUCACUACCUCAAUAGUAAAAACAGCAUUUAAGACGGAGAAGCAGAUAGACAAAGUAAAAAAACCAGAAGCAGCGAAAAAAAGCUUACAAGAAGUGAGUGGUUACACCGCAAAAAGUAAAAAAAAAUGCUAAAGUAUGAUAUCAUAUUAUGACCACUUACUAAAGUACUUGAAAAAUAGAAUAUUAUAGCUACUGUUUUAUAUUUAAGUCUAAUGUUUUUUUAAGUUUAAGUUUACUGUAAUAUUGGAAGCUAGAAAGAAUGCACACUACCCACAAGCUACCAAACACGAGGGGCAGGGGAAUCGUUCGUUCGCUCCAACUAAUCCCCUCCACUAGGUAGGUUCUAUCGAGACAGUGAGGAUAUGCACACAAGCGAAAACCGUGUGAGCCCACGAACAGUCCGUGGGCUCACUUCUUUCCAGCUCCCAAUAGUACUUCUUAGAGUCGACAGAUGCCUACAGACUCUCUAAGUGGAAAAAGAAGGGAUGAAAAUUCAGCCAGAACACAUGACAGGCCACUCAUCGCGCAUGGUGUAGCGGGGAAAAUCUCCCUUUCACUUCUCUUGCCCGCCAAUGUUGCUUAUCUCUUAGGCGUUCUGGUUGAAUUGUUAUUUUCCGUUAUAAGGAAUAUGAUUGAUUUCGGAGGGCGGCUCAUUGAAAAAGAAAAGAUUAAUCGCAUUGAUAAGAACAAAGGGCUAAUGACUUACGCAAGCUCUUUGAUGGGAAUUGUUUUCAAUUCGGAAGAAAUGGCGACAUCGACAAUGACAGGCACUGUCAGCAACUUCCAGAAAGGUGUUGGCAGCAGCAAAAAGGAAUUAAAUUCUUCUGUGAGAGAUGCUGUUAUUGAUUUUGUGAUGAAAACAUUUCCUGUCUCCAAUGAUAUUGGAGGUGUUUUUAACAAGUCCAUCAAAAUCGCCAUGAAAGUGAAACUAAAUAACGAGGCUUUAAAUCUAAAAAAAAAAAAGAAGUUGCUGCAGAGUGCCAUGACCAAUCAACUAACAACAUCUUCUGUACUUUCAACAGCGCAAGAAGAGCCUUAAGAUUAACAAUCAACAGUAACUCUGCUGUUGUUGUUACUUUUAUAUAUGCAGUUAUUA